Messenger RNA from Tribolium castaneum (red flour beetle), 2093 nucleotides. It is a transcript of the gene pix, whose product is annotated as pixie. Lineage: Eukaryota; Metazoa; Arthropoda; Insecta; Coleoptera; Tenebrionidae. Gene Ontology annotation, biological process: translational termination; translational initiation; ribosomal subunit export from nucleus. The transcript is spliced from 7 exons. Gene Ontology annotation, molecular function: ATP hydrolysis activity; iron ion binding; ribosomal small subunit binding. The record is from RefSeq and is a predicted model, not a curated record. Bases 161 to 1987 code for a protein of 608 amino acids.
UACUAAAAUGAUUUAAAGUUUGAAAUUUUUCGCAUAAAUGUUGGCAGUUCUGCAACCUAUCCUUUCCUCAUGGCCGGUCGUGCUGGCGGCUUAGAAUAAAUUUGUUUUACAUAAAUUCAAAUUACUGGUUAGGUGUCACUGAGUCCUAACAUAUUGAGUCAUGUCACGAAGAAGGGCAACCGAAGAAACAGACAAAUUAACUCGUAUCGCUAUUGUGAACGCUGAUAAGUGUAAGCCGAAACGAUGUCGCCAGGAGUGCAAAAAGUCGUGCCCUGUGGUCCGCAUGGGCAAGUUAUGUAUCGAAGUGACCCCCAACAGCAAAAUGGCAGCAAUUUCCGAGGAACUGUGCAUUGGGUGCGGUAUCUGUGUGAAGAAAUGCCCCUUUGAAGCCAUCACUAUCAUCAAUCUUCCCAGUAAUUUGGAGAGAGAUACUACUCAUCGCUAUGGCAAAAACUCCUUCAAACUUCACAGAUUGCCAAUACCCAGACCCGGCGAAGUUCUAGGUCUUGUGGGGACCAACGGUAUUGGGAAAUCCACCGCGUUGAAAAUCCUUGCAGGGAAGCAAAAACCCAAUUUGGGGCGCUACUCUGACCCUCCAGACUGGACGGAGAUCCUGAGCCAUUUCAGGGGGUCUGAGCUGCAGAAUUACUUCACUAAGAUAUUGGAAGACGACCUGAAAGCGCUAAUCAAACCACAAUACGUUGAUCAAAUUCCUAAAGCUGUAAAAGGAACGGUUGGACAACUUUUGGACAAGAAGACCGAGUUGGAUAACCAGGAACAGAUUUGUGAGAUGUUGGAUUUGAAGCAUAUACGCGACCGAGCGAUUGAGGCGCUCUCUGGUGGGGAGUUGCAGAGAUUUGCCUGUGCUAUGGUGUGCAUUCAAAACGGGGAUAUUUUCAUGUUUGACGAGCCUUCAUCGUAUUUAGAUGUAAAACAGAGAUUAAAUGCUGCCCAAACUAUAAGAUCGUUGUUACAUCCAGACAAAUUUAUAAUUGUCGUGGAACACGAUCUCAGCGUCUUAGAUUAUUUAUCAGAUUUCAUUUGUUGUUUGUAUGGUGUUCCUGGAGCGUAUGGUGUGGUUACUAUGCCAUUCUCCGUUCGUGAAGGAAUUAAUAUAUUUUUGGACGGUUUUGUUCCAACCGAAAAUCUGCGUUUCCGUGACGAAUCUUUAGUGUUCAAAGUGGCUGAAUCUGCCAAUGAAGAGGAAAUAAAACGUAUGAACCAUUACGAGUACCCUUCGAUGACUAAAACCAUGGGAAAUUUCCAACUAAACGUGGUCAAAGGCCAAUUUUCCGAUUCCGAAAUUUUGGUUUUACUCGGCGAAAACGGCACCGGUAAAACAACAUUCAUUCGAAUGUUGGCCGGCAAUUUACAAGCCGAUGAUGGUUCCGGGGAAUUACCACAACUUCAUAUCAGUUACAAGCCGCAAAAGAUCAGUCCGAAAUCUCAGGGAUUAGUCCGACAAUUGUUACACGAGAAAAUCAGGGACGCUUACAUCCACCCACAGUUUAUGGCUGACGUCACUAAGCCGCUUAAAAUCGACGAUAUUAUCGACCAAGAGGUGCAAAAUCUGUCUGGUGGUGAGUUGCAACGUGUGGCUCUAACUCUGUGUUUGGGCAAACCAGCUGAUGUCUACCUUAUCGACGAACCCAGUGCCUACUUAGAUUCCGAGCAGCGUCUCAUGGCUGCUAAAGUAAUCAAAAGAUUUAUUUUGCAUGCGAAGAAGACAGGUUUUGUGGUAGAACACGACUUCAUCAUGGCUACUUACCUGGCAGACCGCGUGAUUGUAUUUGAGGGUACGCCAUCUGUUAAGACCACAGCCAACUCGCCACAGACUCUUCUAGCUGGAAUGAACCGAUUUUUGGAGUUGUUAGGGAUUACAUUUAGGCGGGAUCCUAAUAAUUUUAGACCCAGAAUAAACAAGCAAGAGUCUGUUAAGGAUGUUGAGCAGAAACGGUCAGGACAGUAUUUCUUUUUGGAGGAUUAAAUUUUGUUAUGAAAUAUUGUGUAUUAUAUGGCGCUCUUUACAGGUUUCUGUUUUUAUAAACAAAUAUAAUAUAUGUGGAAGGAUAAUAAACGGAUUAUUAUCAUUA